Molecule: messenger RNA, 1960 nt
Organism: Spodoptera frugiperda (fall armyworm)
Lineage: Eukaryota; Metazoa; Arthropoda; Insecta; Lepidoptera; Noctuidae
Product: dnaJ homolog subfamily C member 28
Exons: 4
Coding region: 120-1253 (377 amino acids)
Source: RefSeq, a predicted model, not a curated record
UCUGAAGGAAAUCAAAAUGACAGCUGACUUAUCGUAAAAUUACAAACUUUACCAAAAACAUUGUAUUUACGUAACAAAUAACAAGUAAAUAUGUUCUAAGUACAAACAAAUAAAUUAAAAUGAGUAAGGCACUAAUAUCGGCGACUUUAAGACACCUGGAUAGAGCAGCUCCAUGUUACUUCGCUCCUACAUUUAUUGCCGCUAAAACUAUAACUUCGAAAGCAACACAGAAAAAGAUCGCUGAAUGCUGCAAUAUUCUCAAUAUUCCAAUAGAUUCCAAGCAGGAUGUAGUCCGGCAGGCCUUCUUGGACCUUGCGAAGAAGUACCACCCAGACUCUGGGUCACCAGAAGCCGAUAUGGACAAAUUUGUUGCUGUUGAGAAUGCAUUCAGAGUCCUCAGUAAACACAACACUGGCGCUAGUAAUAAGGAAGAGGUUGAAAAGAUUGUGUUUGAUAUAAGGCACACAGCACCACAACACCGACAGUACCUAAGUUACGAGGGUUAUGGACAUGGAACCAUAUUCCAAAGACAGAAGCAGUACACCCAAGCCAGGGCGAUGAAGGCAGCCAUCAACGUUAUGGAACACCGUCUUGAAAAAGCAGUAGCUUCUGACAAAACCCUCAUGAAGAAAGGCCAAGGGUAUGGCAAGAAACAUGAUAUCAAAACUAAAUAUGGUUUUGAUAGACUAGUAGAGGAUUUAAUACAAGAAUCAAUGUCCAAAGGGGAAUUUGAAAAUUUAAGUGGCAAAGGAAAGCCUUUGAAGAAUCAGAACAAUAAUCCUUAUGUUGAUUUUACUACACAUAAGUUGAAUGAGGUCCUAAUAAACAAUGGUUUCACACCAGAAUGGAUAACAUUAGCCAAAGAAAUAGACCAAGAGAUAGACAGUUUAAAAGAAGAAAUCCGUUCAGACAGAAUGUACCUUGGCCCUUAUCCGUUAAACGAAGAGGAUUUAACAAAAUGGGAGAGAAUAUACGAAAGCAAUAAAGAACUAGCAUCUUCUAUCAAUAUGAAGAUAAAUAAAUAUAAUUUAAUAGUUCCUUUGAUGAAUAAACAGAAGUUUCAUGUGGAAUUUGAUAAAAUAUGUGAUGAAAUAUUGAAGAAUGGUCUGCAUUCUGUUGCUAGAGUUGAGAAAGAGAACAUUAAUGUGGCAAAAUCGAAUGAACAUGUUGGUAAUGAUAGUGACGAUCUGUUCGGAAUAUUCUUCAAAGGUUUAGGUGAUUUGAUCAUGUUUAAAGAUAAGAAUAAGUCUUAAGAAAUUCAUUGUGAAUAGAAAAUGUACAAACAAUUUGUAUUGUUAUUUUAUGAAGAGAUAAAUCAUUUAUUUUUUGUUAUUUCAUUUUUGUUAACAACUGUAGCUACAUAUCUGUGAUAAUAUUUUAUAGACACUAUUUAAAACAGGCAAUAAAAAACUCUAAACAUAUACAAAAAAAGGUUUUAUUUCAAACACACUGUAAAACUUAACAUACUUAUAUUUUAAAUGGCAUUUCAUAAUCAUGCGUUUUAUUUAAAGUAAUAUCAUAAAAUAGGAAUAGGAAUAACAAUAAUAACUUGAACUUCUAAGCAAUUCCAUAAUAAAGCUGGGAACAUACUAUUAAAACGCAAAUCAUAAUUGUAAUUCAAUCAAGUGUAUAACAUUUUGAACAUCAUCGAUGACAUUAAAAGUCACCAAUCAGUGCAUUCUGUCUUGUGGGGUAGCGUCGCGCGUCAAUAGUAUGUUUCCACCUUUAUGAAAUAGCGAUAGUCAGCCGAUUAUUGCACUUUAUACAAUGUAAAUAAAGGUGUAUAUCAAUUGUCUUCAGUAAACUAAUCAGUAUAUUGCAUAAAAUUUAAAAAAAUCUUUUUUAACAUGUGACUAACAGUUCAAUAUAUAAUAUUUUAUACUUAACUAAUAAUGUGAUAACUUUAUUCUUAUAUACAAAUUCGAGGUUCUCUGCAUUUCAUAAUUUUGUGAUAAAUAUA